AUGUCUCUCGAACCCAUCACACUCUGGGGCCACUCCUCCGGGCCCAAUCCCUGGAAGGUCGCGAUGAUCAUGGAGGAGCUCAACAUUCCCUAUGAGCACAAGCUCAUCGAUUUCCCUGACAUGAAAAAAGCACCCUUCGAGUCCAUCAACCCCAAUGGCCGCGUUCCCGCCAUCGAGGAUCCCAACACGGGCAUCUCCAUCUGGGAAUCAGGCGCCAUUAUCGAGUACCUCGUGGAAACAUAUGACAAGAAAAACACCAUCAGCUUCGCCGCCGGCUCGAAGGAAUACUACGAAACCAAGCAGUGGCUGUACUACCAGAUGUCCGGCCAGGGACCGUACUUCGGACAGGCUGUAUGGUUCACGCGCUAUCACGCCGAGAAGGUGCCAAGUGCGGUCGAGCGCUAUGUAAAUGAGAUCCGUCGUGUUUCGGGCGUGCUCAACGGUUUUCUCGAGAACAAGGAGUACCUGGUCGGCGGUAAGUACAGCUAUGCUGACGCCGCUUUUGUGCCGUGGUUCGGGGUGACGGCGCUCUGGCCGGAUAAGAUUAACCUAGAGACGGACUUCCCGCAUGUCAAUGCCUGGUUGAAACGUGUCAAGGCUCGGCCGGCUAUUGCCAAGGUCCUCGACGAUAAGGCUAAGGCCAUGGCUGCGGCGGCACAUUAG
Messenger RNA from Penicillium lagena, 663 nucleotides. RefSeq names its product glutathione S-transferase family protein. NCBI's taxonomy places the organism in Eukaryota, Fungi, Ascomycota, Eurotiomycetes, Eurotiales, Aspergillaceae. The record is from RefSeq and is a predicted model, not a curated record. The coding region runs from base 1 to 663 and encodes 220 amino acids. The transcript has a single exon.